Amphibalanus amphitrite is the source of this 1131-nucleotide messenger RNA. RefSeq names its product S-antigen protein-like. Bases 1 to 1131 code for a protein of 376 amino acids. The record is from RefSeq and is a predicted model, not a curated record. NCBI's taxonomy places the organism in Eukaryota, Metazoa, Arthropoda, Thecostraca, Balanomorpha, Balanidae. The transcript is spliced from 4 exons.
AUGCGGUGUCCAUUUAUGCGCAAAUCAGUGCGUGAUGAGGAUGUGACAAGAGAAAACAACGUAGACGACUCCGACGAUGAGUUACCUCUCGCCAAGAGGUGCUGUGGCGAACAAGCACCAGGAAACCCAGCGGAGCCCGCCGCAGUCCCGGAGGUAGCAGGCCAGUCCAGCGAGGCGGCAUGCACCGAGAUCUACCCACUGAGUGAUGACCCAGCGGGGACGGUGCAGCCCGGCGAGGCGCGCGCCGAGGCCUGUCCGACCGGAUCCCUGGCUGACCCAGCGGGGACGGUGCAGCCCGGCGAGGCGCGCGCCGAGGCCUGUCCGACCGGACCCCUGGCUGGCCCAGCGGGGACGGUGCAACCCGGCGAGGCGCGCGCCGAGGCCUGUCCGACCGGAUCCCUGGCUGACCCAGCGGGGGCGGUGCAGCCCGGCGAGGCACGCGCCGGGGUCUGUCCGACCGGACCCCUGGCUGACCCAGCGGGGACGGUGCAACCCGGCGAGGCGCGCGCCGAGGCCUGUCCGACCGGACCCCCGGCUGACCCAGCGGGGGCGGUGCAGCCCGGCGAGGCGCGCGCCGAGGAGGCCUUCAGGACCAGGAUGGGGCUGCGCGUGAACAAGCCGCGGGCAGGAGGCAGCGGCAACUCCAACGACGGCAACACCGCCCGCCGCGCCUUCCGCUCGCCGGCCGAGUUCGCGGCCUGCACCGGUGUCGACCAGGAGCUGAUCGACCGGGUCGGCACGGUGCUGCAGGCUGUCAGCUGUCUGCACCGACUGGACAUCGACGCUCUCUCCGCGUACUGCCGCCGCACGGCUGAGCUGUACGUGGAGGCGGGGACGGUGCAGCCCGGCGAGACGCGCGCCGAGGCCUGUCCGACCGGAUCCCUGGCUGACCCAGCGGGGACGGUGCAACCCGGCGAGGCGCGCGCCGAGGCCUGUCCGACCGGACCCCUGGCUGACCCAGCGGGGGCGGUGCAACCCGGCGAGGCGCGCGCCGAGGCCUGUCCGACCGGACCCCUGGCUGACCCAGCGGGGGCGGUGCAGCCCGGCGAGGCGCGCGCCGAGGUCUGUCCGACCGGACCCCUCAUCACAGCCAGCGACUGGUUGAAUAUAAAGCAGGGGACAAUGUUCUAG